AUGGGUAUUAUGAAAAGGCUACCAUUGCAAAUUCUUCUCCUGAUUUUUUUUUGGUGCCAUAUUAAUGGAAAGAAUGGAGGAGAUAUUUGGGCACUUAAUGCUUUGAGUAUUGAUGAUAAACAAAAUAGGGACGACAAACCGAAUGGGGAUACAAAAUCGAGUGGAAAUGAAACCGAACGAGGGGAAGUAAAAGAGCACACAGUAGUAAGUGGAAAUAAAAAAGAGCAAACAAACACAGUUACAAGCAAACCAGUUGAAAUUGAAGUAGAGAAAAAUGGCAAAAUUAAUGAUAAUAAAAAUGGAACUCCUGGAAAUAGCAAUACUGUAAAUAGUAACACUGCAAAUAGUAACACUGCAAAUAGUAACACUGCAAAUAGUAACUCUGCAAAUAGUAACUCUGCAAAUAGUAACUCUGCAAAUAGCAACUCUGCAAAUAGCAACUCUGCAAAUAGCAACCCUGUAAAUAGUAACAAUUCUGUUAGUGCUAAUAACCCAAAUGACAAAAGUACGCCAUCCCCUUCUAAGCAUGCUUUCAUACAAAAUAUCGCAGAAGUUCCAUCGAAUAAAGAAAUCGAAAAAAAGGAGGGUGUCACUUCAAAUAAUGAACAAGGCAACACACCUAAGCCAGAAGAAAAAGAAAAAACGGAUAAGGCGGAAGAAAAGGGAAAAGAAACUAAGGUAGAAGAAAAAGGAAAAGAAUCUAAGGUGGAAGAAAAAGGAAAAGAAUCUAAGGUGGAAGAAAAAGGGAAAGAAACUAAGGUAGAAGAAAAGGGGAAUGAACCUUCUAAAGAUACAGAAGAAUCAGUGGUUAAGGAAAUAACACCAAAAAGUGAAGAAAAAAAAAAUGAUAAUAAUAUUUCGGGAUCAACAUCUAGUAACACAGUUUCUUCUAAUUCUAAUGAUAAAAAAGUAGAGAAUAUGAUUAAUGUUUCUAAUAAUAAUUCUUUAAAUAAUGAAGAUGUGAUUAAUAUUUCUAAGGAAGAAAAUAAUUCAGAUUUAUAUUUUUUGAAAACAUUAUCAAUAGGAUCAUCGAUAUUUAUGCAAUUAGUAUUAUUACCAUCUGUAUUUAAAAUAUUAAAAAAAAAAUCAACAGGAGAAUCGGAUGGAUUGACAUAUGUUGUUUUAUUUUUUUCGUCAUUUUUAUGGCUAGUAUAUGGCAUAUUAUUAAAUAAUUCGGCAAUUAUUUUUCCGAAUUCAGUUGGAUUAUUAUUAGGGUUAUUUUACUCUAUAAUAUAUCAUGUAAAUUGUAAAAAUAUGUGGUUAAAACAUAAAUUGUAUUCAUAUUACAAAACUUGUGGAUCUAUAUGUUUUAUGUUAUAUAUAUUUUUAUAUAUAUUAUCAUAUGAACAAUAUGAAUUAUUUGUCGGGUUUAUAGCAUUUGUAUCAAGUAUAGUAAAUUUUGGCGCACCUUUAUCAUAUAUUCAAACCGUUAUAAAAAAGCGUAACUCUUCCUUAAUACCACUGGAGAUAUCUAUUGGAAGUUUGGUGUGUUCAUUUUUGUGGUUGACAUAUGGGUUCAUAUUAAAAGAUGUAUUUUUAAUAACCCCUAAUUUAUGUGGUUUUGUAUUAAGUAUAUUACAGAUAGCUUUAAUAUUAUUAUAUUCAAAUAAAGAAGUUUUAUCUAAUAUGGACACAGAAAUUGCUUAUAACGAAAGUAAUAAUAAUAAUAAUAAUAGUAAUACAAUUAUUCAAGAUAAUAAUGUUUUUUUUAACGAAUUUAAUUUAGAUGAUGAUUUUAAAAUUACUGAAGUGCCAACAAAUUUAAACAAUUCUAUUUUUGAUACCCCAUAUGAUGAGACUUCUCCAUUAACUGGUCAUUUUGAUAUUCAAUUUAAGCAUAACCAUUUGGAUAGACAAAAUUACCUGAACAAUUCAGAAAAUAAAAAGAACAAUAACCACUCAGUGCCUUUUUAA
Messenger RNA from Plasmodium yoelii, 1914 nucleotides. RefSeq lists its product as uncharacterized. Gene Ontology annotation, biological process: carbohydrate transport. Gene Ontology annotation, cellular component: membrane. Gene Ontology annotation, molecular function: sugar transmembrane transporter activity. The record is from RefSeq and is a predicted model, not a curated record. NCBI's taxonomy places the organism in Eukaryota, Apicomplexa, Aconoidasida, Haemosporida, Plasmodiidae. Bases 1 to 1914 code for a protein of 637 amino acids. The transcript has a single exon.